Molecule: messenger RNA, 1800 nt
Organism: Ananas comosus (pineapple)
Lineage: Eukaryota; Viridiplantae; Streptophyta; Magnoliopsida; Poales; Bromeliaceae
Exons: 2
Coding region: 282-1556 (424 amino acids)
Source: RefSeq, a predicted model, not a curated record
CCUCCCAGCGAAAAAAAAAAAAAAAGAAAAACAGAAAAAGGGGGCCCCAUUUCCCCCCAAUUUUUCCAGCCAUUUGCGCUGAAUACCCUUGACUUUAUGGGCGUAAAAGGGGACGACCAAGUUCAGCUUUUCAGCGACCCACUAUCCAAUUUUUUCUUUUUUUCUUUUUUAAAAUCUCCCCAUCUAACAAUCCCUUUGUUGGUCUCUCUCCUUCCCCGAUUUUAGUGCAACACUGGGGCUGCUUCUUCGACGAGAAAAGGGCGUCGUUCCUGCUUCUGCUCAUGGAGUCCUACCAACCCUUUUCUCCCUCCUCCAAGCCCCAACCCGCCAUGGCCGAGUCUCCGAAGCUCACUCUCCACUCCCUCAACCAGAAAGGAGGCACCUUUACCGACGAAUUCAGUCACCAUCCUUCUCCGAUGGUCGAAACCCCCGCCGACGGAUUCGCAGGCCAUCUCGAUGUCUUCGUCCACCAAGCCCGCGACAUCCACAACAUCUGCAUCUACCACAAGCAGGACGUGUAUGCUAAGAUCUGCCUCACCUCCGACCCCGCCGACGCCGCCCUCUCCACCCGAAUCAUCAACGGCGGCGGGCGCAACCCGAUCUUCAAUGAGAACCUCAGGCUCGGCGUCCGGACCCUCGACUCGUCCCUCAAGUGCGAGGUUUGGAUGCUGAGCAGGGUCAAGAAUUAUCUCCAAGACCAGCUCCUCGGUUUCGCCCUAGUGCCCCUUUCGGAUAUCGCGGUGGCCGACGGCAAGUUGGUUAAGGAAUUCCCGCUCUCGUCGACCGAUCUCUACCACUCUCCCGCAGGUUUUGUUCAGCUGUCGCUCUCGUAUGCCGGUUCUUUGCCGGAGGUCAUGCCCAUCCCGGCGCCCUCCGAAAAUUCGCGUGAUUCGGAGAAUAAUGAUCUGAUCCCCUGCGAGUACGAGAAGAUCCAAUUCCCCGACUUGAAUGUCGCAAACGAGAAUCAAGCUAUGAUCUCGGAGUAUUUCGGGAUACCGUGCUCUGAUAUAGAAACCCCGAACUCAGAGAGCUUGGUCACGACCGAGGAUGGCACUUACCCUGAUGAUGAUGCAGGGGUGCGAGUCGUCGAGAGCUUCUCGACGGAGAACAGCACUGAUUCCGUCGGGGCCUUUAGAAAUGACACUCCUUUGAGCAGUGUUUCCACCAUAGAAUCUACCCCCGUGCAUCCGACCACCCCCCAGUCUGCUUCUGAGCCAUCUGCUGGCACUUCUUCUCCAAGCCACAAGGAUAAAAGCACAGAAACUACGGAUGGCGAGGCUGAUUCUUCUAAUGGAGUGACUGAGAGUGAGGUUAUCAAGCCUCUAAUAUCCAUAAAUGUGCCGGAGGAGACAGUUGUUCAGCAGGAGAUUGUUGAUAUGUACAUGAAGAGCAUGCAGCAGUUUACUGAAUCGCUAGCAAAAAUGAAACUUCCGAUGGAUAUUGAGAAUGAGAGCUCCACUAGUGACGAUGCUAACUCGAGUUCUGAGAAGACGCUUCCGACACCAAAGGACAAGAAGUUCUCAAGAGUUUUCUACGGCAGCAGGGCUUUCUUCUGAACUUAGUCCUGCAAAGGAUUAACAGGUGACUUAGAGUUGGCAUUUGUUAUCAUCUGUUAAUGCUUAGUAGUCGAGAGAAGCAACUUCUUAUAUGCUGUUUAGGUUUGUCGUUUCGUGUAUGACAUGUACUCAUCAUGAACUUGCUUAUGUUACUACUUUUCCGUGUAUGUGAAACUCUCACUUUGUGGAGUUAUCUAAGCUUCACUGAUUAAUCUUAUAUUUAUAGACUUUGUUUCAAUCUCAA